AUGGCCAAACGACUUAGUUUGGCAGAGAAAUAUGCCCAGUCUAAGCAAAGUACCACCACCAAAUCACCAGAGUCUUCAAUAAAACAUUAUACUUUGCUAAGGUCUCCAUAUCGGAGACGCUCCCCUAAAAAAUUCACGUACUCACCAAAACUACAGAACCUCACAUCUCAAAUACCCGAGCUCAAACCACAUAUUCCAAAACUAGAUAAUAUCCAAAUCAAUGGUAACUGGAAAGCAAGAAGCCCAAUUCGUCCUAUCAGAAAACCAAUUCUAUUGACCCCAAACAGAAUAAAGCGAACCUCCCUGUUGUACAAAGUGUUGCCUUAUGAGCUGAAUAACCUAAACUUGGGUACCAAUGGUAUCAGAAAAGAUCGGAGCUGGAGAAGUAAAAAAGACUCUUCGCAAGGACUUGUUAGGGAAGGUGUUUUUCAGAAACUCAAGAAUUUUUUAAGCAAAUUCAGUUUAGAAGAACAAGAGCGGAAAAACUUAGAGUUUGAAGCAUUGAGAGAAUCAGCUAAAAAUGUCCUCUCAUUUCCCGUGAAUGAAAGGAGCCAAAGGGAGAAUGAGAGCCCACUUAGGUCAAGAAGGAGAUUCCAAGAUGAUGACGACGAAGUUGACGCGAUGGUGCAAAAAGCUAAAUUACAAUUGGAAAAGAACAAAAGGAGCGAGGAAAAGCAGGAACUCUUGCAAAUAAUAGAGAAGGAGAAACUUGAGCGGAAAAAUCUUCAGGAAGACUAUGAACGCCGGAUUUAUCUCAUGGAACAAACACACAAAGCAAGAAUACAGGAGCUUUCUCAAGAGAUUGAAAACCUAACGUACAAGGCCAGUCUGCAUUACCAAGAGAUUGAGGCACAAAGGCUAAAAGAGUUAGAGAGUUCCGUGAUGAAGGAAAAUGAGUCCUUUUUACUUCAGCAAAAGGAAAAUGAAGAGCGCCUCCAACUAAUAAGGGCACGAUUCGAACGAAAAGAAGAGGAACUUAAGGCAAAGGAGGAAAGAUUGGAAGAGAUGAAGAAAGAGAUAGAAAACUCGCGUAGAGAGAUGAACAAUAUUCCGGCAACCAAACAGAGCUCGAUCGCACCGAUAACAGUUCAUAGGACGUCAUCUUUUUCCGUAUUGGAGGAGGAGGGAGCAAAUGGAACCCAAGUCAACGAUCUUGCGACAGAUGUCGAGACCAUCAAUCGUGCAUCCAAAAUCAAUGAGAUUCAAGUGAUCAACUUUUACGACAUGAUGCAAAAAAUUUCUGAACGAAUCAUUCAAAAGGAAACGGAUUUCUCACCGAAUGAAAGGCGUCUUCUUGAAAGUCUCGAAGAGAUUGUGAAUUCCCUAGAUGAACACAUGAGUAUUAGUCCAACAGACCAGGAUGAGUAUACAACCAAACUUGAUGAAUAUUCAUCGUUUUUCGAUAAGUUCAAUCCAUUGUUGAAGGAGAACCCACAACAAGCCCGUCAAACAUACAACCGUACAACAUUGAAGGGAAUCGAAGAGUCAUUUGAAAGACUCAGCAAAAGUUUGAAGCGGAAACUCACCAAACGAGCAUUUCAACUACGCGAUCUCGAAAGCCAAUAUGAUAAGACAAGGAUUAGUGAGUAUGACUACAAUCAGCCCAAGAUAGGCCAGGCUGUCCAGGUUCUCAAGAGAAAAACUAUAUUGAUUGCGCAACAAAAGAAGACAAUAAGUCUUUUAGAUCGCCUUGGCUUAUUGACAUCGACGAUCCACAAAAUUCGAAGUUCGCUAGCCGAGAGUAUGUAA
Molecule: messenger RNA, 1749 nt
Organism: Clavispora lusitaniae ATCC 42720
Lineage: Eukaryota; Fungi; Ascomycota; Pichiomycetes; Serinales; Metschnikowiaceae
Source: RefSeq, a predicted model, not a curated record